Molecule: messenger RNA, 203 nt
Organism: Prorocentrum cordatum
Lineage: Eukaryota; Dinophyceae; Prorocentrales; Prorocentraceae
Source: the annotation of a GenBank genome assembly
AUGCGUGGGCAGCAGAUCUACCAGGACGAAUGCAUCGGCCCUUUUGGCAACGGCAACGAGAACGAGAACGGGAAAGCUCUGCACGACCUGCUGCUGGACCACGACAUGGGUGCCGUCAACACCCACCGCAAGGACAUGGACGUGAGCCCUUUCUUCGUGAUCUCCGUGAGAAGCUUGAGCAGUACCAAGUCCAGUUUCAAGAG